This is a messenger RNA of Ostertagia ostertagi, 444 nucleotides long. Lineage: Eukaryota; Metazoa; Nematoda; Chromadorea; Rhabditida; Trichostrongylidae. The record is from the annotation of a GenBank genome assembly.
AUGCAACAUAAUAGACAGUUGGAACUGCUAGAAUUUGACUGUUCUCAUGGGUUCAGUCUCACUCCACAAAGUCAGUACCGUUGGUAUCAGGUGCUCUACCAAGUGGGUGUAUUUAUUUCACGGUCCUCAUCGGAUUUAAUCGCAUUACCUGGAGAAGUGUUACCAGUUUUAGCAUUGCUGCAGGUUCUCAAUGCAACUGUUUUGUACUGUGAAGCAACUAGUCGUUUUAUAUCACACAUUUUCAUUUUGUUCUGUGUUAUCAUCUAUGAAGGACUCUUGGGAGGAGCUUCUUAUGUAAAUACAUUUAGGGUUAUCCAUGAGGAGAUACUCGCUGACGAAGAGUGUCAGUAUGGAUUUUGUUCGAUAUCGGAUACAUUUGGUAUCUUGCUGGCCGGCUUUACUGCCAUUCCAGUCCACAAUAUUGUAUGCGACAGCCCUCUGUGA